Molecule: messenger RNA, 1194 nt
Organism: Lathyrus oleraceus (garden pea)
Lineage: Eukaryota; Viridiplantae; Streptophyta; Magnoliopsida; Fabales; Fabaceae
Product: WAT1-related protein At5g07050
Exons: 7
Coding region: 1-1194 (397 amino acids)
Cellular component (GO): membrane
Molecular function (GO): transmembrane transporter activity
Source: RefSeq, a predicted model, not a curated record
AUGGGGUCUGAAAAGCUUAGAUCUUAUGCAAACUUCUUUGAGAACUCUAUGCCUUAUUUUGCCAUGAUCCUUUUGCAGUUUGGCUAUGCAGGCAUGAACAUUAUAACCAAGCUUUCUCUCAAUGGUGGCAUGAGUCACUAUGUUCUUGUUGUUUAUCGCCACGCUUUCGCAACCAUCGCGAUAGCUCCGUUCGCCAUUAUCUUCGAAAGGAAGGCUCAACCAAAGAUUACAUUUCCAAUUUUCAUGCAAAUUCUUCUCCUAGCUUUACUUGGGCCAGUGAUAGAUCAAAACUUAUACUAUGCUGGGUUGAAAUUAACAUCUCCAACUUUCUCAUGUGCAAUGAGCAAUAUGCUUCCUGCAAUGACUUUCGCGAUCGCGGUUUUAUGCCGGAUGGAAAUUAUAAACAUGAAGAAGUUGAGAUGCCAAGCAAAGGUGGUUGGGACUUUAUUAACUGUGGCUGGAGCAAUGUUGAUGACAUUAUACAAAGGUCCUAUUUUGGAUUUGCUAUGGACUAAAGAUUCUCCUCAUAGUAAUCAAAUUUCAACAAACAUCACAAGAUCCUCAAGCAAAAAUAAUUGGCUCAUUGGUUCCAUUCUACUCAUAAUUGCUACACUUGCAUGGUCAUCUCUCUUUGUGUUACAAGCUAGGGCUAUAGAAACAUACAAGAAUCAUCAGCUAACACUCACAUCACUUAUAUGUUUCUUUGGAACACUUCUGGCUUUUGCUGCAACUUUGGUUAUGGAACACAAAGUUUCAGUGUGGACUAUUGGUUGGGAUAUGAAUUUAUUAGCUUCUGCAUAUGCUGGGAUAGUUGCAUCAAGUAUAUCAUAUUAUGUACAAGGAUUGGUAAUAAAAAAGAAAGGACCUGUUUUUGCAACUUCAUUUAGUCCUUUGAUGAUGAUCAUUGUGGCAAUUAUGGGUUCAUUUUUCCUUGCAGAACAGAUUUUUCUUGGAAGUGCAAUUGGUUCCAUCUUGGUUGUCAUAGGCUUAUAUUCAGUUUUAUGGGGAAAGCACAAAGAACAAUUGGAAAGUAAAGUGGCACCAGAUGAUAAACCAUUGCCCAUAAAGGGUGUUUGGGUGAAUGGAAAUAAAGGAACACUUUCUGAAGCCAUUGAUCAACUUAGUGAAGCAAAAUCAGAUCAGAAAGUAGAAUCAAACAUUUCUCUUGUUAUUAUAAAUUACAACAAAAGUUAA